Artibeus jamaicensis (Jamaican fruit-eating bat) is the source of this 1141-nucleotide messenger RNA. RefSeq lists its product as uncharacterized. The coding region runs from base 108 to 995 and encodes 295 amino acids. The transcript has 4 exons. The record is from RefSeq and is a predicted model, not a curated record. Lineage: Eukaryota; Metazoa; Chordata; Mammalia; Chiroptera; Phyllostomidae.
UAACUCCAAAGUUCAGAUUUCAGGAACCAGGCUGGUCACGAGAAGGUGUGUGUCACACACACAGAGUCAGCGAGGGAAGUCCUUGGUGUAGUCAUCUGUCUGACUCUAUGCAUCUGCCUCUUUCCUGGGCGACUCUAUGCGAACAGGGUCCAGUGCUGACUCGGGAGCAGGAAGAGGCUACAGAGGUUCUGAGACCCACAUCCACAUUCACUGUGUCCAGAGAGAGCCUCAGAAAAGCCAGAAAACGAGGCAAGCAUCUCCUUACAUCUUACUGCCCACCUGGGCAGGAGGCCAACCUUGAACCAGUCAAGGCAAUUCGAAACAUUCGAGACAAGCUCACAUCCCUAUCACCUGCCCCUGGCUUCCACCGGCCCACCCGUGACCCCGGUCAUCAGCUGGAUGUGACGGAAAACCUUUCGGGGGCGGCGGGGGCUCUUUCCAUGCAGUUGUCUAUGUGGCUUCUUAGGUGGCUCUCCCAGUCGGCCAGAGGAACAGGACGAAAGCCCGGACCUGGCCCCAGUCUUCCCGUCUCCAUACACGGAGCCCAUCCGACGCCCGGGCGUUGUCCUGGGCGCCUCCAUUCCUUCCACACUCACGUACCCAGCAGCACAACCUGCCAGCUCCACCUGGAAGAGACCCCCUCUCACCUGCUCCACUGUGACUGGGUGGCUCAGGCCAUCCUCCCCCUGGUCUCCCUGAUCCUGUCCUUGCCCCACCCCCAACCUGUUCUCAGCCAGGUAAUCCUGUUACCAUACAAACCAGAUCAAUCCCAUAGACUCACCUCCUCCAGAGUAAAAGCUGAAGUCUUCCCAGUGGUCCGCAGGCCUCAGAUGACCUAUGUCCCCGUCUCCAUCACCACCUGUCACCUCUCUAGCAUUACCUCUCUCCACACUCCCCUCUGUCCUCUAGGCUCCAUCCACACUGGUCACCUGCGCUGCCAUGUCCCCUGUGCCCAGAGUCUGCACCAGGCACACACGGACUGCAUGUUUCACUGAAUAAAUGAAUGAAUGAAAAACAGACAUUCUCCGCAAGGCGACCCUGCUCCCCAAAAGGUGAAAGCUGGUUCUGGGGGAAGAAAAGAUUCUACCCUCUUUACGCGAGAACACAGAUGUACCUGUAGUACAUAAACCGUAGCACCGUG